Messenger RNA from Pomacea canaliculata, 1161 nucleotides. RefSeq names its product thyrotropin-releasing hormone receptor-like. Gene Ontology annotation, biological process: G protein-coupled receptor signaling pathway. Gene Ontology annotation, molecular function: G protein-coupled receptor activity. Gene Ontology annotation, cellular component: plasma membrane. The transcript has a single exon. The record is from RefSeq and is a predicted model, not a curated record. Lineage: Eukaryota; Metazoa; Mollusca; Gastropoda; Architaenioglossa; Ampullariidae. The coding region runs from base 1 to 1161 and encodes 386 amino acids.
AUGAACCGGUCUCUACAUAACACCAGCAAUGACUUCUACGCAAUCAAAGAAUUUUUGCCGUGGAACAACCCUUCCAAUAUAAUAUCCUACGAUGCCUAUUAUAAAAUGGCAUAUUAUUUUAACAAUAUUUUGAAACCAUUGGUUCUUGUCAUUGCCAUACCAACCAGCAUCAUCAGUGGUCUGGUGUUCAAAAGUCAAGGACUGAAAGAGCGCAUGAACCUCUGUCUCCUGGUUCUGACCCUUGUGGACAUGACCUUUGUCUGCUACUCCAUGGUAUUCACGAUGACAUUUUGGAUUAGAAUACUGAUGCCGGUGUUGGGAGAAGAGGUUUACACCAAAGCUCAGUAUUAUGCCAUGAAUGUCAACUAUGGGUUGAGAGAGACUUCAGCCUGUAUCAGUGGACUGAUUGCUGUGGAGCGGUGUGUCUGUGUGGUCCUUCCAUUCCACGCACACUUCCUCAUGAGCACCAGAACCAUGGGAAUUUUACUGGUUGCCAUGGUUAUCACGAUGCAGUUGGCUUUUAUUACAACACCUUUGAAGAGGUAUGUAUUUGCUGUGUAUGAUAACACCACGGACACCCUCAGGUGGACGGUUGCUGUGUCCGAUGCCUGGCACAGAAGUGAAGGACUGAUGCUCUACGACAAAGCGGAAGACACCUUCAUGCUGAUUCUUCUACCUCUCGUCAUCUUUUUCGUCGUGUCUGGGUCAACAGUUAUCACAGUAGUCAAGCUGAGGUCUGCGUUAUCAUGGAGGGAUGUAGUAAGCUCCAGUAAAGACAGUGUCAGUCAACAGGUGGCGCUGACUCGCAUUCUUGUGCUUGUCUCCGGCGUCUUCAUCGCCAGCAAGGCGCCGUGGGUUGUCAUAACAUUGGUUCGAUUCUUCUACCCCGACUUCUCGCCCACCGGGACCCAGUCCAACAUUUAUCGCGCCUCGGAUCUCAUAGCUCAUUACUGCCUCUACUUUCACAGUUCCAUCAAUUUCUUCAUUUACUACUCGAGAUCUUCAAAGUUCCGGCUUCAUCUCUCCAGACUGUGCCAGUGCUCACACAGUCCUCCUGUCCUACCUGACAACGUAGUAGAAGACUGUACAAAAACGAAACUGAAGAUGAAACCCUGGGUAGGAGGACUCAAUCCCAGCCUAAACCCUCCUUACUCAGAAUGA